Helicoverpa armigera (cotton bollworm) is the source of this 3290-nucleotide messenger RNA. RefSeq names its product adhesive plaque matrix protein. The transcript is spliced from 2 exons. The record is from RefSeq and is a predicted model, not a curated record. NCBI's taxonomy places the organism in Eukaryota, Metazoa, Arthropoda, Insecta, Lepidoptera, Noctuidae. Bases 308 to 2899 code for a protein of 863 amino acids.
AGUUGUCAUAGGUUGUCACGAAUAUAAGUUUGUUGUGCUAUUAGUGAGUAAAUAAAGGACUUGUAUUGGUAUUUUUAAUACCAAGAAACCCCAACAAGUGGGUAAAAAACUCUUACAAUUGGUUAAAAGAAUAUUUCUUAUAGUUUUUGUAUAUAUUUUUUUAUUGUGUUUACUUACGUGGUUGAGAACAUCUUGAGGAAAAUACAACUGAUUGCUAUGAUAAUUGAUUUGGUAAUUAGUCCAACAAACUAGCGGCGUUUAAGUUCGACGACCAAUCAGUACGAAUUAUAACAUUGUCCGAACAACUAUGGAACAAGUUUGUUUGUUAUUCUGUACACUAGUGAUAUUUGGGUACACAGUUUCUACGAAUGAAGGUGGUCUGCUAGACCCAUUCAAAAACAUUUUUGCUCAGAAUUCACGCGCUCAAAGCAGACCAGAUCCACUGCUAGAACAGCUGAUAGCACCUUACCAAGAUAAUAAUCAACCUAUUGAUAAUAUUGACUUCGAUCCCAACAAUCCUGGACAACCAAACAAUGCUGGGUAUCCAACUUAUCCAAAAGGAUUUGAUGAGAUUUUUCAAGCUCAUCCCAGUGCAGCUCACCCAGUACCAUUUAAAUCGAAAGAAACAAUAAAUGGCCCCAUUAGGAAAAAGGCUAAGGAAAAACCAAAAGCUCCAGAGAAACCAAAAGAAAAAAAACCUGCCCUAGAGAAAGCAAAGCCUUGCCCAGACCCGGAACCGCCAAAGCCUUGUCCUUGUGGAAAAGUGAAAAGUCCAGAUCCAUGUAAGUGUCCAGAAGGUGAGCCUAAAUGUCCUGAACCAGCACCUAAAAGUCCAGAACCACCGCCUAAAUGUACAGAUCCAGUACCGAAAUGCCCAGAACUAGGGCCUAAAUACCAAGAACUGGCGCCUAAACCGGAACCGGAGUGUAAAUGUCCAGAACCUCCUAAACCCCCAGAACCUGCUCCUAAAUGUCCAGAACCGGCUCCAAAAGAAUGUUCCGACUGUCCGAAGAAACCUAGCAGUCAAAUUAAUUUCGUAUCACCAUACAACGAUUUAAACAAUAAUCGAAGAAUACCUUCUGACCGCGCCAAUAAUGCAAGAUUCCCUCAGGCCCAUCUAUAUCCUGAAAAGUCAAGUCAGACAAAAUUUAAUUACGAGAAACAAAAUCAAUACAGAUUUCCUUCAAUAAAACCACAUCAAGCAAGAAUACCUCCUCUGAAACCAUAUCAAACAAGGCUGUCUGCUGCUGGUCAAUUUCAUCCAAAGCAGCUUAUGGACAUGCGUCCAUAUAGUUCAAAACAAGCUCCUGAGAGUCCAUACGGCUUAAAGUCAUCUGCAGAAAAUCAAUUUAGUUUAAAACAAGCUUCUGAUAGGUUGUACAAUUCAAAACUACAACAAUUACAAGAACAAUUAAAGUCUAAAUCAUCCUCUGAUGGGUCGAAUAAACUUAAAUCACCUUCAGAAAAACAACAUUAUGAAGUAACGUCUAAAUUAACUCAAAACAACCCAAACCAACUUUCCAACAAUCCGAAAAAAACAAAACCACCAGUUGAAAAUCAAUAUAAUACAAAAAAAAUUGCUGAAGAUCCGUUUAAGUCUAAACUACCGACAGAUAACCAAUAUCAAAGAAAAUUUUCUGACGAUCCUGUUAGGUCAAAGUCACCAGUAGAAAAUCAAUACAACACUAAACAGCUUUCUGAUGAUCCCUAUAAAAUAAAGCUACCAUCAGAAAAUCAAUAUAACUCGAAACAACUCUCUGAAGAUCCUUAUAAUUCAAAAUUACCCAUAGAAAAUCAAAACAACUUAAAACAGCCUUCUGAUCCUUUACCAACAGAAAAUCAAUUUAACUCGAAACAACUUUCUGAAGGUAAUUCAAAAAUACCCUCGGAAGAACAAUUUACUGCAAAACGACCUGAAGAAGAACAACCUCCUUCCGAUCAAAAAGUAUCUUCUGAAGAUCAAUAUAACUCGAAGAAGACUGUAGAAGAUUCGUAUGAACCAAAAUUACUUCCAAAAAAUCAAUUUGAUUCCAAAGUCCCUUCCAAUAGUCCUUCACGACUAAAACAACUACCAGUAAAUGGACAAUAUCAGUCGAUUCCCGCCGCGCCGUUGAAUUUAGCACUGCCUUAUAGUCAACCAAGUAACUCACCUUCGGAUGAUAGCUAUUCAAAACUACCUGCUGAUAAUCCGAACAACCUUGAUUUACCUUCUGACGAUUUAAGUAAUUCAAAAUUGCCUCCAGAUAAUUCUAAUCAUUAUGAGAACCCUUCCGACGACAUUUCAAGAAUUUCUUCCAAUAGACUAAGUAAGUUUAGAAUACCCGCAGAAAAUCCAAAUAUUGUAAAAUUUCCUAUAGAGGGAAUAGAGUCUUCAAGGUAUUCUGUGGUAGAUCCUAAUAAUCCUUUCAGUUUGGAUAUCGACGAUAAUUUCGAUAAUAACAGGUGGUGGCCUGAAGAAGCCACAAAGGUCCAAGAAAGCAUUACUACAUUGAAACCAGCACCAAACAAACAUGACAAGAAAAUUGAUUAUGACGAAAUUGUAGCGCAGAAGUUCCCUCAAGCAGUGAAGUUGUUAGAAGAAUUACGAAAACUAAACAAAUUGAAGGAACAAAGAAAGGAAAAUAAUUACGACGAUGUGUAUUAUGAAUAUACUGAGUUACCUCAGAUAUUAUCAAGUACGGUUUUUCCAACCGCUAAAUCUUACAACAACGAUGAGAUUAAUGAACUUCUGAAGCCUGAAGCUCUUGAUAUGAGGUUUACAACUGAACAAAAUGUUGUGACCGAUAAGUUAAUAAUGAGGAAACUCACAAAAAGAAGGUUUUAUUACGAAGCUAAACCUGUGACACCCGAAACUGAGAAGGCCAGCGUUAACGAAACUGUUUACUAUAUUGACUUAUAAAUUCAAACAUUUAUUUUAUAGCUUAGAUUAUAAUGCUUAGAUGAAUAUAUGAUAUAUAAAUGUUUAGAUGAAUACUACGUGAUUUUGAAUAAAGGAAAAUGUGAUAUUUUGUAACUUAAUUUUUAUUCUUCACCGCGUCCCUUAGGAACUACUCCACACAUCCGGCCUUUCUCGAUAAAUGAGCCAUCUAGAGUUUUUAAUUUAUUUGGGAGAGUAUAAUAAUUUAUCAAAUCGGUCUUGUAGUUCCUGAGAUUAUCGAUACUUACUAGUAUGACGUUCUGAUUAUAGCAUAUAGAUUAGGGUUAUAGAAAUGAGAUCAGUUUGCACCUUGUCUACUAAAUAUUCUUGUUAAAUCUUUGGUGUCAAGCAUUGCAAUAUUUACGUCCAUGUU